AUGGCCCAGAACAAGGGCACCUGAUUUUCUAAGGCCUGGGGGUAUUUCAACUUGGCCUCUGCUGGUGCUGGGCCCCAUUACAAAUAAUAUGCUACCUCACCAAAUGUCAACGUGGGCACCGCCAUCUCAUGGAAGCAUCUGGGAAGCAUGGACAGAGAAGAGUUGGAGAAGAGUGGCCAAAACCUCACCAGGCAGCACCAAGACCAUGCCCGGCUCCCUCUAGGCAUCAAGGGUGACUGAGGCAGGUUCAGGGAGCAGAUGGAUGCCCUAGCUUUAUCCACUCAGAGGGAAAUGGGAGUGCUGAGGAUGGAGAGAGCAUUAGAAUGUUGGGAGAGGGCUGUGGGAGGGAGGGAGCAAGCACAUGAGGAUGGAAGGGCCAUCCUGGAGAUGACGUAGGAGGUGAGAGCAGAAAAGGUGGUAUGCCUGCAUCCAGAAGAGGACCUUGCUGCAGCGGUGCAUCUCUUCUGUUCUGCUUAAGCUCUGCCUGUGGGCGUGUGUUUGGCAAACACUGGCUUUCAUCAUGUUAGCUCUUGUUCAAAUAGGAAGCAAAAGUAGUAAUAUGGGAUGCCUUAAAGAAAUGAGCGAUCAUGGGAGUCACAGGAAUGGAUGGAGCAAAUGCUUAUCGACAGGGUUCCCAGUUUUUGCUCACCCUGGGUUAGAAGUUCAAAAUGUGCUAAUGAGACGAAAGGAUUACUUUGUUGAAAGCAUCUCUGAGUUGUUUCAGGUUAGACUAUAUGGGUCACCGUCUCCUGCACUUGGUUUCAGGGGAGGGAGAGAUUUGAAGAGAAUGUGCCUACCUGACCAGCUCACCCUCAGAGAGUCAGAGACUGCAGCAGGAUAGGGGUGUUUGCAAACAUGUUGGGGGUGAUCUGAGGUGAUGCAAAGGUUAUUCUGCAUGAUCCAAUGAUGGAAGGACUAAGAAUCUUCUAUCUGAGCUAUAUGGACCUUCGCAUGACUCUUUCUCUUCUGGCUGGAAGGCUUUGUUUUAUUAUUACAUCAAAGCUGUUUCAUCUAUGUAACCUUUCUACAUCUUGUGAGAUUUUUGACAAUAUAACCAAAAUGAGUUAACGUAUAAUUAGGAUGGAGAAAAUACUUCUCAGCUCACUGGGUUUAAAAAUUAAGAAUAAGAAAAUGUGGGUUGGCAAUAUGGGUCAGAUGUUAAAAACACCCGCUGGAGAAACCGGAUGAUCUGAGUGCCAUGCCUAGAACUCACCGUGCAAGGGGCAAGCCAAUCCCUGAAAGCUGUCCUCUGAUCUCCACAUGUGCACCAUGGCACAUGUGUGCCUGACCCGACCCAUGUAUCACACAUACACUUCACACACAGUAAUUAAAAUAAAGACAUCAAUGAAUAAAAAUACUAUAAUUGGCUCACAGAUAUUUAAAACUUUAAUAUGACUCCACAUUAAGGUAUAAGGGAAAAGUGGGUAAAUGUGAGUCAGGUGAAGAAACUCAGACAAAGAAGGGAGGCAGUAUAAGGAGAAAUGUAGAAGGGAGAGAGAAAAUUACACAGACCAAGUGCCAGGGAGAAGUGUACAGAAAAGCGGUGCUGUAAGAAAGUUCCAUGAUGGAUAAAGAAAAGAGACCAUGCUUGCCAGGGUGACCAAAGGAAAGAGGACAUUUCUGUAGAUCCCAAAGGCACAAUUUUUAAUGGCUUGACUUUGUUUCAUACCCAGAGACAAGACACUCAUUUGUGAGGUAGGUUUUAGAUUUUCGUUGCACCUCUAAAAUAUGAGCUGCAUAGCCAUCCAUUGUUCUCUGAUAUUUUAUUAAAAGUCUCAUCUUUAAAUAAUCAGAGAAGCUUUGAAAAAUUAGAAAAAGACUCUAAUAGCCCACAUGGAGCAAACAUGUCUGGCUUGCUGAGACUUUGUCUAAAAUAUUAACUCAGGGAAAGAAUAAAAUCGAGCUGGAUGCAACCAUGGCCUCUGUGCGGGGUCUGCCCGUUGUUGAGAUGGAUCCAGCAGCACCUUCUCCUCCUUUCCCCCUUUUAAUGAGUUGGUUAAUCCUCCUUGUCAACUCGGAAGGAUUCUGAAUCUCAUAGGAGGCAUACCUUGGCUGAAUCUGUGAGGGUAUUUCCAAAGAGAUUCAAUUGAAGAGGGAGACUUCCUGAAUGUGGAUGACACCAUCUGCACUAAGGUUCAGACUGAGUGAAAAGAGAAAAAGGAGCUGGGCUCACAUCUGUAAUCCCUGCACUCUGGAGGUAGAGGCAGGAGGAUGGAGAGUGGAUUUGAGGGUAGUUUGGCUUAUUUGAAACCCAAGAGAGACAGGGAGAGUGGCAAACUGAACCCCAACAUUCAUCUUUCUCACUGAGGACACAGUGUGGCAAACCACAUGACACUCCUGCAGUCAUGGUUUUCUGUGACAAUGACUGCACCCCACUCUUAAAUGGGGAUAUAGUCUUCUUUUAAGCUGCUUCUGUCAGAUAUUUUGUUAGUCACCAGAAAGUAGCUAAUACCAACAGAGUAGUACACGGUCAAGAGGAGGAGAAGACAGUGGCUCCUAGUCUUAAUGAUGAGCUUGUGUUCUAGCAUCCACCUUCCUGAAAGCAAUGGAGACCUUGGCUUAAAAGGUCUCUCAUAGCUCAUUCUUACUGACUUGGUGGGCAGUAAAGAUAGUGAGGCCUGCUUUUUCAGUGAGCCAUCCAUGGAACAAACAGAAGUCUAAACACCAGGCUUAUAGAAACUUGGGCUACAAUGCAGCCCUAUGAUACUCCUUUGUUGUCUCUUAAAAUAUUGAAGCUUUCCUUCCCAUAUGGUUUUCCCACAAGGUUAAGCCCCACUUCCAGGGCUGUGUCUGUCUGUUGGGGCUGAUACCUAAGGUAUUCAUCAGAGCAGAUGAUGAUGGCUAUAGGAAGUCACUUGCCCACACACUUGGAGCCAGAGCCAUUUUUGUCACAAAAGAGGUUGUCACACCUGGUAUCUCAAAAACAAAACAAAUGAAUAAAUCACAUGUAUGAGACUUAACAAAGUUGAGGAACGCAUAAAGGUUUGAGCUUUGCAAAACUCAAACUAAAUAAACACAAGCAAUUGAAAUCUGUAAAACACCACCAGAGUUCUGCUGAAGUCAGACCUUAACGGCCACAUUCAUUUUAUAUUUUGUGUUAUGGUAUGUUUCCCAUGGAUCUUAUUAAUGUAGAUUUUCUUUCUCUCUGGACAACAUAACCUUAAACCUUG
Cricetulus griseus (Chinese hamster) is the source of this 3170-nucleotide messenger RNA. Lineage: Eukaryota; Metazoa; Chordata; Mammalia; Rodentia; Cricetidae. The record is from RefSeq and is a predicted model, not a curated record.